CGAGACAGUCGCGUCCUGCCCGCUCCUCGCGUCCGUCCAGCCCGCUGGUAGAUGCUGCCCCUCCUUUGACGCGCCGCCGCGAUCCCAGAAGCCACCAUGUCUCUUCUCUCCGACCGCCAGAAGGAGGAGCUUCACAAGGCAAUACUCGAAUACCUCCACUCGAACAACUUUACGGAUGCUUUCAACUCGCUCAAGGCGGACACAGGGAUUGAAUACACGCCGGACCCAAAGGCCAAGUAUGCGGGAUUGUUGGAGAAGAAAUGGACGAGUGUGAUCCGGCUUCAGAAGAAGAUUAUGGACCUCGAGAACCGAAACGCUCAAAUACAAGAGGAACUCUCCCUUUCUCCCGCGAAACGUGCACAAAUGCAGACGGACUGGGUGCCGCGAGCACCGGCAGCCUAUGUUCUGACCGGGCACCGGGGGCAAGUCCUCAAGGUAGCCUUUCAUCCGACGUUCAACCUCAUCGCAUCCGCAAGCGAAGAUGGCACAGUCAAGAUUUGGGAUUGGGAAACAGGAGAAUUCGAACGGACGCUCAAGGGCCAUACGCGUGCCGUGAAUGAUGUUGACUUUGACAGUAAGGGCAAUCUAUUAGUCAGCUGCUCUUCCGACCUAUUGAUCAAGAUCUGGGAUGCACAGAAUGAAUGGCGCAACACGAAGACAUUUUCCGGACACGACCAUACCGUAUCCUCAGUUCGUUUCGUGCCCGGCGACCAACAAAUAGUCAGUGCGAGCCGAGACAAGACCAUCAGGAUAUUCGAUGUCGCGUCAACACACCUGGUCCGUACGAUCACCGGCCAUUCUGAAUGGGUCCGGUGUGUACAACCUUCAGACGACGGACGAUUGCUCGCCAGUGCUUCCAAUGAUCAUACUGCGCGACUAAGCGAUCCCUUGAACGGGGAGACAAAGAUGGAGUUCCGCGGGCACGAGCAUGUCUUAGAAGUCGUCGCAUUCGCCCCUACUGCCGCGUAUACCGCGAUCCGUGAGUUGGGCGGUCUUCCAGACAAAGACAGAGUGAAGCGGCCGGGCGCAUACCUGGCAACUGGAUCAAGAGACAAGAUGAUCAAGAUAUGGGACUGCCAGAGCGGUCAACUCAUUCGGACCUUGGCGGGACACGAUAACUGGGUGCGGGCACUCGUCUUCCAUCCCACGGGCAAGUUCCUCCUCUCCGCAUCUGAUGACUACACAAUACGCGUCUGGGAGCUCACGACCGGGCGUUGCAUGAAGACUGUACAAGCCCACGGUCACUUCGUGACCUGCCUCGCGUGGGGUCCCCAAUCCAAAUCACAAGGCCCCGAUGGCGCGAAGGCCAACGGCACUGCAGAUGCCAAGGCAGAGCCUGAGAAGUUUGUGAACGUCAUCGCGUCGGGGAGCGUCGACCAGACGAUCAAGAUAUGGCUGCCAUGAUAAAUUAUCGCUUGGAUGGAGGCUGCUGCUCGGAGCUAGGGCUGGAGGACGUGUGCCAGUGAUCAACUACUGCGUCGUGUAUGAUUUCGUUAACGUUAGACAUACGGUAAUCGUUUCUGUUCUUUCUGCAUUUCUCGCU
Messenger RNA from Rhodofomes roseus, 1543 nucleotides. RefSeq names its product dynein regulator. Lineage: Eukaryota; Fungi; Basidiomycota; Agaricomycetes; Polyporales; Fomitopsidaceae. The coding region runs from base 97 to 1404 and encodes 435 amino acids. The record is from RefSeq and is a predicted model, not a curated record. Gene Ontology annotation, biological process: intra-Golgi vesicle-mediated transport; retrograde vesicle-mediated transport, Golgi to endoplasmic reticulum; intracellular protein transport. Gene Ontology annotation, molecular function: protein binding. The transcript is spliced from 8 exons. Gene Ontology annotation, cellular component: COPI vesicle coat.